CUGCAGGCCUUGGGGUGCAGCUGCAAGCACUUGGUGUGCUGCAUGUGCCACCUCUGCUGCUCUCCUGGAGAGAAGAUGAAGGUGCUGCUGUGCCUGGCUCUGGUGCUGACGUUACUGGGGAGGAGCAGCAGCUUGGCUGGAUGGGUGUUCACAGAGCCCUGGCUCCAUGCUAGCGCUGGGGACUCUGUCCUGCUGCACUGCCUCUUCCAAGAUCCAGAGGCCACGGGCUGGACGGUGACCAAAGUGGACUGGCUGCGUGUGCCAAGGGCUGGCAAACAGAAGGAGGAGAUGGUAUUUUAUUACUACAGCAACUCCAGUGUCCCCGUGGGCCGUUUCCAAGGCCGGGUGCGGUGGCAGGGAGAUGUCUCGUGCUGGGAUGGCUCCAUCCAGCUGCAGGAUGUGCAGGUGAAUGACAGUGGCAGGUACACGUGUGAGAUCCGCCUGUUUCAGCACGGCAGCAUCUUCAAGAACCACACGUUUCUACACGUCAGCCCUGAGAUACAGAGAGACAGAGCAGCAGAAAGUGCCCAAGUCCUGGGCCGUACUGGAGUUUGGGCUGUGACCGUGUGCUGCAGCGCUGUGGCCGUGGUUCUGGCUUUCCUGGCAGGACUCAACCUGAGGAAGAGGUCUGCAGCUACCACUGCCCUGGAGAGAGCCAGAAAUGACGGCAGCAAGGACAAAGCCAAGGAAGGGCAUUACUCCUCGAUUCCUGAAGCUGUGGUGCCUAAGGCUGAUCAGGAUGCAGGGAAGAAGAGGAGAGCUGAGGAGACCUACAUCACCAUGCACCCCUCCACCCUCCAUGAGAAUGGCAUCUACGUGGAGCUGGCCAGGGGGGUGAUCCCAGCAGAGUGGAUGGCAGAAGGCAGACGGGACAGUGGGCGCAGUGAGCAGCCCUACAGCCAACCCCAGGAGGAACUUCCUCGUGUCCCAGAGAGGGGAAAAUAGCCACGCUGGGGCUGUAAACCCCUUAACCAGCAGCUGCACGCAAGACUUCUUUGCUCCUUUGGCUGGUCACUGUUAUACUGCUGUCAGCCCUGCACUGUUGUCUCCAUCCUGAACUGCUGCUGGGACAUGGCUUGCCCAGCAUCUGCAGGGUGACCUGGGGAGUGUCCUCUCUGGAUCCCUUCUCCCUGGUCCCCAGAGAGGGACACAGAGGGCAGUCCCUACUUUCCAGCACUGAUUGAGGUCGGUGCUGCUCCAGGACUGGAAAUGAUGAGGAGAGCCUGGCUGGGGAGGGGGAAGGAUUGGGGUUGGGGGUGGAGGGGCAGCUGUGCACUGGUAUCUUCUGCAGUUAAUAAACUCAGCGAGCCCGGGGAGCCUUCCCCUU
Messenger RNA from Coturnix japonica (Japanese quail), 1327 nucleotides. It is a transcript of the gene JAML, whose product is annotated as junction adhesion molecule like. The record is from RefSeq and is a predicted model, not a curated record. Gene Ontology annotation, cellular component: plasma membrane. Lineage: Eukaryota; Metazoa; Chordata; Aves; Galliformes; Phasianidae. Gene Ontology annotation, biological process: cell-cell adhesion.